Messenger RNA from Brenthis ino (lesser marbled fritillary), 279 nucleotides. The record is from the annotation of a GenBank genome assembly. Lineage: Eukaryota; Metazoa; Arthropoda; Insecta; Lepidoptera; Nymphalidae.
AUGCGGGAGGCGCCGGCACGCGCGCCGUCGUCGCCGGCCGGCCGCCAGUCGAUCGCGGAACGUCUACUCGGCGGCACGUACGCCGCCGUCACAUCGACACUCGAUACGAUCGUAACAACGCGCGCUGACAACAAAUUGAACCGACAUUGCCACACUGUUCUCUUACAUUUUACUUUGGCGUACGAAUUUCGCUCAUACGAAGUAGGCGUAGGAAAAAUGUGCUGGAUUUAUGUGUCUUCAACAAUAGUGAUUGAACAGGUGCAGCCCGCGAGCGGCAGA